AUGGGAUGGGUUGAAGAAGGAACUUUAACAGACUUCUUGAAACCGAAUCUUUGUUUUAAUGAGGAAGGAGAUGAUGAGUUGGAGACGGUGCUAUAUAGUAAUGGUUAUUUUAACUCCUCUUUUGGUGAAGAAAAAGAAGAAGAUUUUAAUUCCAAGCUAGUUAUUCCCCAAGCGCUCAUAAACCUCUCACAUGGUUUGGAUAUGAGGGCUAAGAACGUAGCUGUGACUAGUCACAUGCUAAAUAUGAGAAUCUAG
This is a messenger RNA of Vicia faba (fava bean), 255 nucleotides long. The record is from the annotation of a GenBank genome assembly. Lineage: Eukaryota; Viridiplantae; Streptophyta; Magnoliopsida; Fabales; Fabaceae.